Messenger RNA from Glarea lozoyensis ATCC 20868, 1542 nucleotides. RefSeq names its product MFS general substrate transporter. Gene Ontology annotation, biological process: dipeptide transport; allantoate transport; transmembrane transport. Gene Ontology annotation, molecular function: allantoate transmembrane transporter activity; dipeptide transmembrane transporter activity. The record is from RefSeq and is a predicted model, not a curated record. The transcript is spliced from 3 exons. NCBI's taxonomy places the organism in Eukaryota, Fungi, Ascomycota, Leotiomycetes, Helotiales, Helotiaceae. Gene Ontology annotation, cellular component: plasma membrane. The coding region runs from base 1 to 1542 and encodes 513 amino acids.
AUGGCUAGAAACAGUACCGAUAUUGAGGCUGUGGCCAUUCCAAGCCAGGCAAUGGUCGACAAAGAGAUCGGAAUCAAAGGCGAAAUUGCUGACGAAGGAUAUGAACUAUUCGAAGAUUCAGCACCUACCCCGAUCACAGAAGAGCAGUCCGUAGCUGUUCGAAACAAAAUCGAUCGCCAUCUCCUACCUCUCAUGUGCGCGCUCUAUGGCUUGAACUAUGUCGACAAGGUCGCAAUGGGAUACGCAGUUCUGUUCAACUUCAGGCAGGAUCUGGGACUCGUUGGCACCGAUUACUCCUGGGCGAGUUCAAUGUUCUACUUCGGCUACUUAGCUGCUCAGUAUCCCGCCAACUACAUUUUGCAAAGAUAUCAGACUGCAAGAAUACUGAGUAUCUCUGUGAUUACUUGGGGAAUCCUCAUGCUCGCGCACUUGGGCCUCAGAAACUUUGGUGGGCUCUUAGCUGUUCGCUUCCUGCUCGGCGUUGCAGAGUCGGCGGUAACCCCUGGUUUUGUACUGUAUACCUCGAUGUGGUACACGAGAAAAGAGCAGGUCAUGCGUACCAUGCUCUGGGCAGCCAUGCAAGGAUGUUUCAGCAUUGUAACCUCUUUACUGUCUUACGGUUUAGGGCACAUCACUAAUACAGCGCUCAAACCUUGGAUGUAUAUUUUCCUCGUACUUGGCCUCUUGAGUAUAAUCGUAGGGGUUUUGUGGCUUUUCACAAUGCCACAAACUCCAAACAAAGCCUCCUUUCUCACACCAGAAGAGAGAGUAAUUGCCGUCCAGCGUGUUGCUGGAAACAUGAUGGGUAUCAAGGGCUACCAAUGGAAAAGCUAUCAAAUAUGGCAUAGCAUAAUCGACCCCAAAACUUGGCUGGUCUUGGCUUUUGUCCUUUUUACUCAGUUGCCAAAUGGUGGGCUUAGCAGUUUUGGUUCACUAGUGAUCAGUGGACUCGGAUUUUCAUCCUUUGGAACCUUGCUUAUCGGCUUACCUUCAAGUGUGGUAAGCGCUGGAAGCAUGAUUGUUUGGGGGACUUUUUCGCUCAAAUAUGGCAAUCUGAGAACCUGGGGUAUGAUUGUCCCUUUGCUGCCAGCCAUUGCAGGUAUCGCGGCAGUGUAUGGUACUAUGGACACCGGAGCAAACAAGUACGGACGUGUGGUAGCUUACUGGUUGAUCAACUCCUAUGCUGUUACUUGGCCAUUCGUUCUUACUAUCGUGGGUCAAAAUGUCGCCGGCCAUACCAAGCGAGCUUUCACAAACACGAUGUUACUCAUGAUUUUCGCAGCUGGUAACAUCGCUGGACCAUUUUUGUUUCGCACUCAAGACGCACCAGGAUACGUGUUAGCUAUUGCGGCCAUUUUAGUAUGCUUCUGCCUUGCGUUGUUGAGCGCGAUCGCGUUGCGCUUCUAUAUGGUAAGAGAGAAUAAGAAGCGGGACCGCGUGUAUGGAGCUGUUGAUACGAGUGAAGCCAUUGUUGAUGGAAUGAGGACGGGUAUGCACGAUAAGACCGACCGGGAGAAUACGGAUUUUAGAUAUGUUUUGUAG